Molecule: messenger RNA, 1240 nt
Organism: Pelodiscus sinensis (Chinese soft-shelled turtle)
Lineage: Eukaryota; Metazoa; Chordata; Testudines; Trionychidae
Gene: MRPS34
Product: mitochondrial ribosomal protein S34
Cellular component (GO): mitochondrion
Molecular function (GO): structural constituent of ribosome
Source: RefSeq, a predicted model, not a curated record
GCCCCCGCGACUCGCAGCGCUUCGCCCUGGAUUACGAGACCAUGGCCCGGCCCUUCACCGGCAAGCGCCUGCCCGUGCUGGCCUGGGAGGACGCGAGGCGCGAGAGCCGCCUCUUCGCGCUGCUCUGCCAGCGGCCGCUCUUCGGCCUGGGCCGCGUGGUCACCCGCAAGGCCUGGCUCUGGCAGUACGAGGAGCCCUGCUACUGGCUCAUCACCAGGGUCCGGGUGGACUACACCGCCGAGAACUUGGAUCAUGGGAAAGCCUGGGGAUACCUAACAUUCAGAGGCAAGACAUAUAAUGAAGUGAAAGAGAUUGACAAGGUGAUGUAUCAUGACUGGCGGAUGGUGCCCAAACAUGAAGAGGAGUGCUUCAAGAAAUUUACUCCAGUGUCAGUGGAAAUCAUUCAGUAUGUGCCAUAUCCCCCCCUUCUCCGUGCCAUGAUCCUUGCACAAAGGCAGAAGGAAGGAAAACUUGACACACAGGAACCACUGAUUGAUCUGGAGAAAAUCAUCAUCUUCACAAACGACUACUUUAAAAAUCAGAAAAAAGCUAAGGGGACACCAGUAUGAAGGUCUAGAGCUGUACAUGAUGGAGCAUCUGAAAGGCUUUUUAAUAUUCUGUGUUGAUUGCGCAUACAAUUCUUCUUAAUGAAGAAUAGGACCAUAAGCCACAUGCCCACUUCUGGUUCAAUGUAUUAAAGUAUAAUAUGUUGAUGUCUCAAUACGUUUCACAUCCAAAUGUGCAACUUUCUUGUAUAUAUUCAGAAGAUGUAGUGAUACUCAAGAUUUUUGUGGUCUUUCAUUCGCAGAGGGCCCUCCCUUUUUUGUUCCUUGCCUUUUCUGGUGCGGCGUAUGUGUCCAGGUGUGCAGGCAGACCGCAAAUGAGACUCUUUUGAGAGGAUGCUCUCAAAGUUUGGGCCUACAAUAAUAGAAUGAUGACUCUAAAAAUGGCACCUUCAAGCUUCUCUUAUCCUGCUAGUACAGUUCCAAAGACAUGAGUUGGAUUCUAGUCUGUUUUGUGAACCAUUAGCAGACAUAUUAAUUAAAUUUCAAUUUUAGAACCCUUUGCCUUGAUACAUCCCUAACCACUAUGUGACUAUCCAAUAAACACAUGCUUAUCUGAUAGUUGGCUAGUGACUCAACUGGUCACUCCCUUCUCUUCUUCCCCCCCACCUCUCUUUCAGAGAGAGGCACCAAGGGGGUGGAGUAGGAGCCGAUGCUGGGCAAACUGGCUUAAAAGC